Messenger RNA from Bubalus bubalis (water buffalo), 3823 nucleotides. RefSeq names its product kelch like family member 20 (gene KLHL20). Bases 529 to 2358 code for a protein of 609 amino acids. Gene Ontology annotation, molecular function: protein binding. The record is from RefSeq and is a predicted model, not a curated record. Lineage: Eukaryota; Metazoa; Chordata; Mammalia; Artiodactyla; Bovidae. The transcript has 12 exons.
GGGUGGGGAGGAAAUAGCUGGGGGAGCGGCAUCCUCCUUGCUCUAGCUGAGGCAGAGAAGGAGCCAGAGAGGAGGCGGCGGGCGGAGGAGGCAGAGGAGACUAAGGCAGAGGAGAAAGUGUCGGAGCCGGUAGGUUAGCAGUCUUAGAGCAGAGGACAGUGGACAGCGCCCUGGACUCGCUUUGCAAAUCUGUGGUCUCAAGUUGCGGGGCUGGCCAUUGGGUAGGGGCCGUGCUUCGCCCGCCACCUGUCAGUGGGCACCGAGAAGGGACUGUUGGGGCACUGGGGCUGGGCCUUGCGGGGCACCAGACGGCGUUCAAGCGGGCUGCAGCCCUGCCCCGGAGCCACGGAAGGUGCUGGGCUGGUCUGCCUGAGGGCGUGAGGUUCCGCACCCUGGACAGCUUCCCUAGACAGAGGUUGAAAUCUGGGGGGAAGGAAGUGGAUACUGUGCGUCCCGCCUAACCCGGGGACCAGCGAGAUCUUGCCAGGUUCGGCUUUAGAGUGUGGUGAAGGGUACUUUUCAUGGUGCAUGGAAGGAAAGCCAAUGCGCAGGUGUACCAACAUUCGGCCAGGAGAGACUGGAAUGGAUGUAACAAGCCGCUGCACCCUUGGAGACCCCAACAAAUUGCCAGAAGGGGUUCCCCAACCUGCCCGCAUGCCCUAUAUCUCAGACAAGCACCCUCGACAAACCUUGGAAGUGAUUAACCUUCUGAGAAAACACCGGGAGCUAUGUGAUGUGGUGCUAGUUGUGGGCGCUAAGAAGAUAUAUGCCCAUCGAGUCAUUUUGUCAGCCUGUAGUCCCUACUUCCGAGCUAUGUUUACAGGAGAAUUGGCAGAGAGCCGUCAGACAGAAGUAGUGAUCCGAGACAUAGAUGAGAGGGCUAUGGAACUACUGAUAGACUUUGCAUAUACCUCCCAGAUAACUGUGGAAGAGGGCAAUGUUCAGACCCUCCUACCAGCUGCUUGCCUCCUCCAGCUGGCAGAAAUACAAGAAGCCUGUUGUGAAUUCCUGAAGAGACAAUUAGAUCCUUCAAACUGCCUGGGCAUUCGGGCUUUUGCUGACACACAUUCAUGUCGUGAGUUGCUAAGGAUAGCAGACAAGUUCACUCAACAUAAUUUUCAAGAGGUGAUGGAAAGUGAAGAGUUCAUGUUGCUUCCAGCCAAUCAACUCAUUGAUAUAAUAUCUAGUGAUGAACUAAAUGUUCGCAGUGAAGAACAGGUGUUCAAUGCAGUGAUGGCCUGGGUUAAAUACAGUAUUCAAGAAAGACGUCCUCAGUUACCCCAGGUGCUGCAGCAUGUGCGCUUGCCUUUGCUUAGUCCCAAGUUCCUGGUGGGCACUGUAGGCUCUGAUCCCCUCAUCAAAAGUGAUGAAGAAUGCAGAGACUUGGUAGAUGAGGCUAAAAACUAUCUCCUAUUGCCUCAAGAACGACCAUUAAUGCAAGGACCAAGGACAAGACCACGGAAACCUAUUCGAUGUGGAGAAGUACUCUUUGCAGUUGGUGGUUGGUGCAGUGGAGAUGCCAUUUCUAGUGUUGAACGAUAUGAUCCACAGACUAAUGAAUGGCGAAUGGUGGCUUCAAUGAGCAAAAGGCGAUGUGGAGUUGGAGUCAGUGUUCUUGAUGACCUGUUAUAUGCAGUAGGAGGCCAUGAUGGAUCCUCUUAUCUCAACAGUGUUGAAAGGUACGACCCCAAAACAAACCAGUGGAGCAGCGAUGUGGCUCCCACAAGCACCUGCAGGACAAGUGUAGGUGUGGCUGUGCUUGGCGGCUUUCUCUAUGCUGUGGGUGGCCAGGAUGGCGUGUCCUGCCUCAACAUUGUUGAAAGGUAUGAUCCAAAGGAGAACAAGUGGACUCGGGUGGCUUCUAUGAGUACCAGAAGACUAGGCGUAGCUGUGGCUGUGUUAGGAGGGUUCUUAUAUGCUGUAGGUGGCUCUGAUGGGACAUCUCCACUCAACACAGUGGAGCGUUAUAAUCCUCAGGAAAACAGAUGGCACACCAUAGCCCCUAUGGGGACCCGGAGGAAACACCUAGGCUGUGCAGUGUAUCAGGAUAUGAUCUAUGCCGUAGGAGGCAGAGAUGACACUACAGAGCUUAGCAGUGCUGAGAGAUACAACCCCAGAACUAACCAGUGGUCUCCGGUGGUGGCUAUGACAUCCCGCCGUAGUGGAGUUGGCCUGGCAGUAGUGAAUGGACAGCUUAUGGCUGUGGGAGGCUUUGAUGGCACAACGUACUUGAAGACAAUUGAAGUUUUUGAUCCCGAUGCCAAUACAUGGAGGUUGUACGGUGGGAUGAAUUACCGUCGGCUUGGGGGUGGUGUAGGAGUUAUAAAAAUGACACAUUGUGAAUCCCAUAUAUGGUGAACACACAGAAGACGGUCAUGUAUAUCUUCCUCUGUAUUCUGGAGCGCUUUGACUUUGGAGCUUUGUACAGCUCUAGAAAACACUAAACAAAUCUUAUUCUUUGCCGGUGCCUCAACAUGUGGAAAUACAAAUACAGUGAAAGUACUUCACCUGCAAGAUGCCACCUUUGCACAAUAAUUUUUGGUUCUGUGCAGAAAAAUAUUUAUUUUCGGUUUUAAUUUAUCAUGGGACUUUUGUUGUUGGGGGGUGGUUUUUUGUUUCUGUUUUUGGAUUUAGCCUUCCUCCCAUCAAAAGAAAAAAAAGACAAAAAAAAAAAAUUUCAAACAGUAAAACCUUAUUUUUAAGAUAUUAAGUUUGAAACCACCAAUAAGGGAAGAGGGCUAUAUGUGAUCUAGUUGUCAGUUCUGAGCACUCCAUCCACAAGACUCUUUACUACUUACAGAGACAUACCAAUGACAAAGAUAGGAAUACAAAGUGUAUUAGUUAGCCAUCAUUCUUGCACUAAGCACCAGAAGACUUGAAAAAUCUAAAAAACAAAAGAAACAUCUCAUUUAACUAGGAUAAUUCAAAAGGAAUAUUAAAUCGAUAAAACCAGGACUCACAUGCCAAAGUUCUCAUCAGUGGAAGCUCACAUCUUGUUUCCUUCCAUAUAAAACUUGUUUGCCGCUAUAUUUAAAGUCUUUUUUUCAAAUAUUUUCAUUGAGUUUCUGCUAGAUCUAGAGCUCUGCUCAGUGCCUCUACAAAACAGUGCACAAUUCUUAUACUGUCUUGAGAAUCCCCCGGUAGAAUCACGUGCAACUCUGCAAGAGUUUUUGCUCAAAAACAUUACUGACUGAAGCAACUUUCCUUUCUAUUUCUUAUUGCUACUAAGGACCAGCAGGGAGAAAUGUCCUCUCCCCAGCAGUGAAUACUGUUAUGCAAUUUACACUUGAUGCUCAGGCCUGCUGAAGCUGAGGCUUACCUGUAAUCAUAGCCUUCAAGGGGAUGAAUUCUUCAGUUCGUCUAAUAGUACGCUAACGAGUGUAAAGUCACUUGAGGCAUUUUAUUAACAAAAUCUUGGUUCUUUUAUAAAAACUAUAUAUCAUUAUCCUCAUACUAUACAGCCACUGUUACUACUACUCUCAAAUUGCACUUUCUGGUAAAAAGCUAACAUUUUUAAGGAAAAAAAGAUACAUAUUACAGUGGUUUAAGUUUUUUUGUUAUUGUGUUCAUAGAUCAGUUUUUUUCAAUGUAUUUUACAGGAAAAUCUUUGAAUAAGACUUUAACCACAACCAAAAGGAAUAAUCUUUUCUCCCUCCCCUCACUACAGAAAUGUUUGGCAACAUUUGUGUUUACAUUUAAAGAUCAUUUGCACCUUUACAAGGAAAAAUAUAAGUAUUUGGUAAAUAAUUGUUUACAUGUAUCAUUUAUGCUUUUUUCUAGCAUGUAUAACUUUUUAAAAUAAAGGUAGUACUUACCAUAAAAA